Molecule: messenger RNA, 5307 nt
Organism: Bufo gargarizans (Asiatic toad)
Lineage: Eukaryota; Metazoa; Chordata; Amphibia; Anura; Bufonidae
Gene: PUM1
Product: pumilio RNA binding family member 1
Exons: 22
Coding region: 154-3792 (1212 amino acids)
Biological process (GO): miRNA processing; regulation of mRNA stability
Cellular component (GO): cytosol; cytoplasm
Molecular function (GO): mRNA 3'-UTR binding
Source: RefSeq, a predicted model, not a curated record
CUUCUCCCAUGAUGCACCGGGCUAGCUCCAAGUCCCCCCAGUGCGCCGCCAUGUUGUCGGAGUGAUAGGCAGCGGCAGGGAGACGGCUCCGGGGGCUGAGAGAAAUACUGACCUAAUCCGACUCCAUCCUCCCGCUCCGCCCGUGUUGGUGGAAUGAGCGUUGCAUGUGUCUUGAAGAGGAAAACAGUUCUCUGGCAGGACUCCUUUAGCCCCCACCUGAAACAGUACACAGAAGGCACCCUUAACCACAAUAUGCCCGUGGUCCUGACAUCUGGACCGGUGGGCCAGCAGCAGCCACCACAGCACCCAACCCAUUCUGCACUGGCUGCUGGUCCCCAUGCUAGUCCCGUUGGCAGUUCGAUGGGUGUGGCUGGACGCUCACAGGAUGAUGCCAUGGUAGAUUAUUUUUUCCAGAGACAACAUGGCGAGCAGUUUGGGGGCGGUGGAAGUGGUGGAGGUGGUUACAACAAUAGUAAGCACCGUUGGCCGACUGGAGACCAUAUUCAUGCAGACCAUCAGGUUCGUUCUAUGGACGAGUUAAAUCAUGAUUUUCAAGCCCUUGCACUGGAAGGAAGAGCAAUGGGAGAGCAACUGUUACCUGGCAAAAAAUUCUGGGAAACUGAUGAUUCCAACAAGGAUGGACCAAAAGGCAUAUUUCUUGGGGAUCAGUGGCGAGAGAGUGCGUGGGGGGCAUCAGAUCACUCUGUUUCUCAGCCUAUCAUGGUCCAAAGGCGACCAGGUCAAGGAUUCCAUGUUGGCAGUGAAGUGAACUCUGUUCUCUCCCCUCGUUCUGAAAGCGGUGGCCUGGGAGUCAGCAUGGUGGAGUAUGUCCUAAGCUCUUCUCCUGGAGACAACUGCCUGAGGAAAGGAGGAUUCGUAAGUGCCUCUCCCUUAAUACAAACAAGGGGGGCCCUUCGAUUGCCAAGAUAUAGACAGAUGCAGGGUCCUCGAGAUCCAGAAGGAGAUGAGAAUGAGAAGGGUGAUAAAAAGAGCAAAGGUGUUUAUGAAGGGGACAAGCUAGGCGACCUGAAGGAGGAAGUGGAUAGUAUGGAUAAGGCUAAUGGACUACCUGUGCAGAAUGGGAUAGACAGCGAUGUAAAGGAUUUCAGUCGCACCCCAGGCAACUGCCAGAAUUCUGUAAAUGAGGUGGACCUUCUUGGAUCAAGCCAGAAUGGUUCUGAAGGACUUGCCCAACUGACAAACAGCAAUGGAGCCAAGCAAGUGGAAGAUUUUGGAGGUAUGGAGUCCCAGAGUGUACAGCUGGACCCCAUGGAGCAUGUUGGCAUGGAACCACUUCAAUUCGACUACCAAGGCAACCAAGUUCAAGUGGAUUCAGGAACUACUACAGUUGGCCUCUUUGACUAUAAUUCCCAGCAGCAGUUGUUCCAAAGACCGAAUGCCCUUGCAGUUCAGCAACUGACGGCAGCCCAGCAACAGCAGUAUGCCCUUGCAGCAGCACACCAACCACAUAUAGGUAUGUUUUCAGCAGGUUUAGCUCCCGCUGCCUUUGUACCAAACCCUUACAUCAUCAGUGCAGGUCCUCCUGGAACGGACCCUUAUGCGGCAGGAUUGGCAGCAGCUGCAACCCUUGGUCCAGCUGUGGUUCCACACCAGUAUUAUGGGGUGACUCCGUGGGGAGUGUAUCCUGCCAACAUCUUCCAGCAGCAGGCGGCAGCUGCAGCCGCAGCAAGUAACUCUGCAUCCCAACAGAAUAACCCACAAAAUCAGCAGGGCCAGCAGCAAGUUCUUCGUGCAGGUGGAAACCAAAGGCCUCUAACCCCUAAUCAGAACCAACAGGGGCAGCAAAAUGAUCAGCUAGUGGCAGCAGCUGCAGUGAACUCUGCACUUGCAUUUGGGCAAGGACUUGCUGCUGGCAUGCCAGGGUACCCAGUAUUGGCUCCUGCUGCAUACUAUGACCAAACAGGGGCUCUUGUUGUGAACACUGGGGCCAGAAAUGGACUUGGAGGUCCUGUUAGGUUGGUGGCUCCUGCACCUGUUAUCAUCAGUCCAUCAGCAGCUCAAGCAGCUGUUGCCGCUGCAGCUGCCUCAGCCAAUGGACCAGGUGGCAAUAAUAAUGGACCCUUUCGCCAGUUAAAUUCUCAGCAACCUCAGGGACAGCCGCAGCCACAGGGCAACCAGAAUCUGCCCUCAAACUCUUUUUAUGCCAAUAGCUCCCUGACCAGUAACUCCCAAAGUAGCUCCUUGUUUUCACAGAGUUCAGGUCAACCGGCAAACAGCUCGUUGGGGUUUGGCAGUAGCGGAUCGUUAGGUGCGACGCUUAGUUCAGCACUUGGUGGCUUUGGAACAGCAGUUGCCAAUUCCAACACUGGCAGUGGAUCACGCCGCGAUUCUCUAACUGGCAGCACUGACUUAUACAAAAGGACUUCCAGUAGCUUGAAUCCAAUUGGCCAUAGUUUCUACAAUGGUCUUGGCUUUUCUUCCUCUCCUGGUCCUGUAGGCAUGCCCCUUGCCAGCCAGGGGCCCAGCCAUUCCCAGACACCGCCACCUUCCUUAUCAUCCCAUGGGUCGUCUUCCAGCCUCAACCUUGGAGGCCUGACUAAUGGUAGUGGCCGUUAUAUAUCUGCUGCACCAGGAGCAGAGGCAAAGUACCGCAGUGCGAGCAGUGCAUCAAGCUUGUUUAGUCCUAGCAGCACAUUGUUUCCAUCUUCUAGACUUCGUUAUGGCAUGUCCGAUGUAAUGCCAUCAGGUAGAAGCAGGUUGCUGGAGGACUUCAGGAACAACCGCUAUCCUAACCUACAGCUAAGAGAAAUAGCUGGUCAUAUUAUGGAGUUUUCCCAGGACCAGCAUGGGUCAAGGUUCAUACAGCUAAAGCUUGAGCGUGCAACUCCAGCAGAGAGGCAGUUGGUAUUCAAUGAGAUCCUACAAGCGGCGUAUCAAUUGAUGGUGGAUGUGUUUGGGAACUACGUCAUACAGAAGUUCUUUGAGUUUGGAAGCCUUGAACAGAAGUUGGCGCUAGCAGAACGUAUCCGUGGACAUGUACUAUCCCUGGCUUUACAGAUGUAUGGCUGUCGGGUGAUACAGAAGGCUUUAGAGUUUAUCCCACCUGACCAACAAGUCAUUAAUGAAAUGGUUCGGGAGCUAGAUGGUCACGUUUUGAAGUGUGUUAAAGACCAAAAUGGAAAUCAUGUUGUACAGAAAUGUAUAGAGUGUGUCCAGCCGCAGUCUCUGCAGUUCAUCAUUGAUGCCUUUAAGAGUCAGGUGUUUGCGCUAUCCACGCAUCCGUAUGGCUGCAGAGUUAUUCAGAGGAUUUUGGAGCAUUGCCUUCCUGAGCAAACACUGCCCAUUCUGGAGGAGUUGCACCAGCACACUGAGCAGUUGGUACAGGAUCAAUAUGGGAACUAUGUCAUUCAGCAUGUUUUAGAACAUGGCCGACCUGAAGACAAGAGUAAGAUUGUUGCAGAGAUUCGGGGCAAUGUCCUUGUUCUAAGUCAGCACAAGUUUGCUAGUAAUGUGGUGGAGAAAUGUGUGACACAUGCCUCUCGCACAGAGCGGGCAAUGCUUAUUGAUGAAGUUUGUUCAAUGAAUGAUGGGCCUCACAGUGCCUUAUACACCAUGAUGAAGGAUCAGUAUGCCAACUACGUGGUGCAGAAAAUGAUUGAUGUGGCAGAGCCAGCACAGCGUAAAAUUGUCAUGCACAAGAUUAGACCGCACAUUGCCACCCUUCGUAAAUAUACAUAUGGCAAGCACAUUCUUGCUAAGCUGGAGAAAUACUACAUGAAGAACGGUAUGGAUCUAGGGCCAAUGUGUGGUCCCUCCAAUGGCAUCAUCUAGAGAUCUUCCUGAACUCACUGUCUCUCCCUAUUUCUGCCCACCGCGUGGGAGAUUCAGAGCGUAGCUCUAAUUUUCAACAAGCCCUUGUAAAUGUCUUUAAUUUUAUUACACCUGACACAUUAAUUAUUAUUUUAAAGAUCAAUGUAAUCCUCCCCACUGUAUUUCUGUAUAGAAUCACUUGUACAUAUCUUGUACAUGUCCCCCUCCCUUUCUGAACGCACCCUCCUCCAUUAUGUGCGCCAGAGCCAGUGUGAAUAAAUUUGCUCUUUAUAAAUUCCAAAAGGAUACUGAAACUUUUUAAGCCAAAACACACUUUACCCUCUCUGCCUUUAUUUUAAAACAUUAUUUGUUUAACCCAGAGUUCUCAGUCUGUCAAUGUUUAUAUAUAUAUAUAUAUAUAUAUAUAUAUAUAUAUAUAUAUAUAUAUAUAUAUAUAUAUAUAUAUUAUAAAAUUUAUGUACACAUCAUUUUUUUUUCCAAGUAAAUUCUGUUUUAUCGUGCAGAUAUUGGGAUCGAGGCAGAUGACCUGCCAUUUUUACGACUAUUUUGAUUUCAAGAGACUUGCUUUAGCAUGUCCACCUUAAUUCUAACCCUCCUAUACUCUUUUUCGCUUUGUAUAAAUAUGUAGUGUAUACUUGAUAUAGAUAUUUGCAUAUAUAUAAAACUUUGUAGUAUUUUUCUUUUAAUUUUUUUGAUGUUUAAAUACAGAUGUAUCCUGCAGUUAGUGGACAUAAACCCUUUUGACUGUAAAAUUGUACAUUUGUAAAACCUCAGUAAUGUAAAUGUGAGUUUGAAAAUCGACAUAACCCCCUUCCUUUUUGGUAAGAGAAAAGAAAAGAUGAAAAAAAAAGGAAAAAAAAACUUUAGGCCAAACUGUGCAUUUUCAGAAUUCUUCUACAGAUAUAUUGGUCGUGAUGUUGUAAAUUGUAAAUUGUAAUUUCAGCCAGGCAAGACAAAACUGCAUCUUUCCCCCGCCCCCCCCCCCCUUUUUUUUUUUAUAGUUGGUGUUUCAUUUGACUUCCACAAAGAAUUUGGAUAAGUGUUAAAUUUGCUCUAAAUUAGUGCAGCACUCUUUAAAACAAUCAGCCAACUGCAAGUUGAAUCUGAACUGAAGAACCCAAUUAAAUCUUAGUUAUUCUUUAUUGUACAGACUCUAAUGUUUUGUUUUUUGCAUUUUGUCUCACUUGUAAGUUGCUGUAACAUAUUGUCCACUUAAUUCUUUCUUGUUUAAAUAUACAAAUGUAAUAGUUAAACGGUGUAUAUUUACAACAGACAUUAAAUCCCCUUCUUUUGUGUAUAUUACAAUUGAAUUUUCCAAGCACACUUGUUUAACUGUAUGUGUAUAAUUAAGAAUCCCCUUUUCAAUUGCCAGAUGGAGCAGGAGGGCAAUGGGGAAGGGGCAUUAUUGGCCCUGUGGAUGCUUCUGAUUUAGCAAUUAUUUUUUUGUACUUUGUGUAGAAUGUCUAUAAACGAUGUGUGAUCUUUAUUUUGAAAAUUACAGAACUUUGGAAUCUG